Molecule: messenger RNA, 876 nt
Organism: Caenorhabditis remanei
Lineage: Eukaryota; Metazoa; Nematoda; Chromadorea; Rhabditida; Rhabditidae
Exons: 4
Coding region: 1-876 (291 amino acids)
Source: RefSeq, a predicted model, not a curated record
AUGCGUCUUCUCAUCGUCCUCGUUGUUGUCUUUGGACUGUUCAUCGCCACUUGUCAAAGUUCGGGGGACACUACAUACAAAUUCUCUAUUGCCAUGCAUUGCCCGAGCAAAGAACUUGGAUUAUGGAGGGCUACUAUUUGGAACAUUUAUUCUGAUUCCACCUAUCCUCUAGCAGAAGCUGGAGGAACGACUUCGGACAAGUUUAAAUUUAUAGAAGUUGAAGGAUUUUUAACCAAAAAACCAAAUAGUCUAAGGCUUUCCUCAUAUUCAAAUUGUAAUUCAGAGCCGGAGUUUCCUGAAGAUGUUGGAAUCCCAGUUCAAUAUGAUGAAGGACAUCACUAUGGUUUCCGAGUCUACAAUAUGGAGAAUAUAAAGGAUUUAACUGAUAGUGCGGCUUACGAAUAUCUGUUUAUGAUGUAUUUGGGAAAAGAUUGUUUAAUGAACGGGUGUAAGGAGAGCUCUCGUGACUACGUUGCCAAAGGUUGUGACUUUUUCAAAAAUGAAGCUUCGCAAUGUAUGAAAGGAUAUGAUGAUGCACUGCCGAAAUAUUGUCAGAAGGAUGGAUCAUCGGCUCACUCAUUAUGUUCUGAAUACAUUUCCACGACCAGCUCAACAAAGAUGAUUCUCAUUAUCGGUGGUGCAGUUGGAGCCAUCAUCAUUCUUGUCCUAGCCAUCGCCAUUUUCUUCUACUGUAGAAAGAAGAAGAAGAGUAAGCAGAACAUGACUGGAACAAUGUCUGGAUCGGGCACUAUCUCGGGAACCACCAAGCAAUCAACUGCUACUAACAACUUCAAUACUGGAGCACCGACUGGGACACCGACUGGAGCACCAAUCCCUACUGGAGCCGAGGCUACUGCAGGAGCACAAAGAUAUUAG